This is a messenger RNA of Erinaceus europaeus (western European hedgehog), 3580 nucleotides long. It is a transcript of the gene LRR1, whose product is annotated as leucine rich repeat protein 1. Gene Ontology annotation, molecular function: protein binding. The transcript is spliced from 4 exons. The coding region runs from base 807 to 2057 and encodes 416 amino acids. The record is from RefSeq and is a predicted model, not a curated record. Lineage: Eukaryota; Metazoa; Chordata; Mammalia; Eulipotyphla; Erinaceidae.
CCUCUUUUGAUUUCUCUCUGUCCUAUCCAACAACAGUAAUAAUAACAACGACAAACAACAAGGGCAACAAAAGGGAAAAACAGCCUCCUGGAGCAGUGGAUUCAUAGUGCAGGCGCCGAGUCCCAGUGAUAACCCUGGAAGAAAAAAAAAAAAGGUUGAUGAAUGAGGAGGAGGAUGAUGAAGAAGAAACAUAGAUGCGUGCAUAUAGCAAUACCAUCAUACAUAUUAAACGACAGGAUAAAAGUAUUGAAGAACAGUAAGUUUAAGAAUAGCUCUGGAAGGAAAUAAUGCCGAAGGAAAUUGAUAAAACAGAAGUAGGAGUGGUGGGAAAAAGACACCAUCCAAGAAUGUCAACAAAGGCAAGACUUUAACUGAGGUCAUAUGUUUCCCCGAAGAGAACCUAGAGCUCUAAAAACAGCUGAAAAGCAUUAAGACUUAACUACAAAACCUGCCUCAGUCUCGCGCCUCCUCGCAAGAGGACGCUGCGACUAAUCGAUCGCCUGUAUCGGAUGGCAGGAGCCCACCUCUCAUGAGGUCGGGGCUGGUGCUCCGCCUGCCUGUAGCCACAGUGAGAACUCUUAUCCUGUCGCUGAUUGCUUCCACACGGCUCGUAGAGCCGUUGUACUGACCAGCUGCAAGACUCUGACAAGAGGAGAGAGCAGGCAGAUCCGCGGACAGCCAGAACUCGAGGACCCGGCGGCGCUACAGGGCGGGAAGAGGAAAGUCACAGAGUUUCUUGCGGGUCUGCUAACUAGGCUGCUGGCUCCUUGCGGGAAGGUGGAGCUGGCUGUUGUCUCUGCGGCGAGAUGAAGUUGCACUGUGAAGUCGAGGUGGUCUGUCGGCAUCUGCCCACUUUGGGGUUGAGGAACCGGGGCAAGGGUGUCCGGGCCAUAUUGAGCCUCUGUCAGCAGAUGCCUCGGGCCGGGGCUGAGCGGGACAGCCCGCCUCCCGCCCGCCUUCGCAUCGCCACCCUGAAGGACAAGCUCGGGACCUGCUAUCAGCAGCUAAAAGGUAACAUUGAGAAAUUCUUCACCAAAUUUGUGGAUGAAGGGAAAGCUACUGUUCGGUUAAAAGAGCCUUCAGUGGAUAUCUGUCUAAGUAAGGCCAGUUCCAGCAAUUUGAAGAAUUUCCUUUCAGCUGUGAGACUGGCUCAUAAAGGCAUUGUGGAGGUACCAGUUUCAACUCUCAAUCCAGUGAAGACUUCAGAGUUUGAAAAAUUUAGAAUUAAAAUGGUUAUUACAUCCAAAAAGGAUUAUCCUCUAAGCAGGAACUUUCCAUAUUCUUUGGAACAUCUUCAGGUUUCUUAUUGUGGGCUUGUCCGAGUUGAUAUGCGGAUGCUUUGCUUAAAAAAUCUCAAGAAAUUGGACUUGAGUCACAACCAUAUAAAAAAACUUCCAGCUACAAUUGGAGACCUCAUCCACCUUCAAGAACUUGACCUGAGUGAUAAUCACUUGGAGUCAUUUAGUAUAGUCUUGUGUCAGUCCACACUCCAGAAAUCACUUCAGAAUUUGGAUCUCAGCCAGAAUAAAAUUAGAGCACUCCCUGUGCAGUUUUGCCAGCUCCGAGAACUUACAGAUUUAAAGCUUGACGACAAUGAACUGGUACAACUUCCUUUCAAGAUAGGACAACUGACAAACUUGCGUUUUUUAUCAGCAGCUCGAAAUAAACUUUCAGUUUUGCCUAAUGAAUUAAAAAACUUACUCCUUGAACACUUGGAUCUUUUUGGAAAUCCUUUUGAAAAACCAGAUAUUCCAGUUGUGAAGCUGCAAAUACCAUUAACUUUAUUUGAAUUUUCUGCACGAACUGUAUUGUCUAGUAGGAUACCAUAUGGCCGUGACACCAUACCUUUUCACCUUUGUCAAGAUUUGGAUACUGCAAAAACCUGUGUUUGUGGACGAGUCUGUCUAGACUCUUUUAUUCAAGAAACUGUUAUGGUGAAUUUACACUCUAUUGCUAACACAGUGGUGCUACUAGGUAGUACGGGUGCUACUGAAGCACCUAUUAUCUCUUACUACUGUUCGGUAACCUGUUGUACACAAUCUGAUAUGAGGAGGUAGUAAUAGAUGAUGCAACAAAAUGAAGUCCCAUUUAAUUACAAAUCAGUUUGAGAUUGACUUAUGGUUAAUCAUUGUCAAAUUGGAGAAAAGGGAAGGAUGUUAUAUUAUUCUAAUAUUUUCAUUCAUUUGAAUGUGAAACUUCUGAUUUUAUAAAAACUUAAUUUUGUUGUAGGACUAAUUUAAAAUAUAUAGUUUUAUUGUACUUGUAUAAAGUUUCUAGAAUGAACUGUGGAGCUAUCUUUAAGUGUUAAACGUAAAUUGGUCUCACUCACACUAGUCAUAAGAUUUUAUUUCUGGGGAGUCAGGCAGUAGCACAGCAGGUUAAGCGCACAUGAUGCAAAGCGCAAGGACUGGGCAGGAUCCCAGUUCAAGCCCCUGGCUUCCCACCUGCAGGGGAGUCGCUUCAUAGGCAGUGAAGCAGGUCUGUAGGUGUCUCUCUAUCUCCCCCUUCUCUCUCAAUUUCUCUCUGUCUCUAUCCAAUAACAAAUAAGUAAAUAAAGUUAAAAAAAACUUUUUAAAAAACUUUAAAAAAAUUUAUUUCCAGGAGUUGGGUGGUAGCGUAGCAGGUUAAGAUUUUAUUUCCAAUUUCUUUGUAGAUUUCAGUUUGAAAAAUUGAGCUUCUUGGGCAGGGGUAGAUAGAAUAAUGGUUAUGAAAAGAGAUUCUCAUGCCUGUGGCUCCAAAGUUCCAGGUUCAAUCCCCUGCACCACCAUAAGCCAGAACUGAGCAGUGCUCUGGUGGUUCUCUGUCUCUCUCCAUAUCUCUCUCAAAAAUAAAAUAUUUAAAAAAAAUUGAGCUUCUUGGGGAUAGGCAGUGGUGCACUUGAAUCUGCAAGGACCCAGAUUCAAGUCCCUGGUCCCCACCUGCAAGGGGUAAACUUCAUGAGUAGUGAAGCAAGGCUGCAGAUAUCUCUAACUCUUUCCCUCUCUACUUCCUUCUCCCAUCUGAAUUUCUCAUUACCUCUACUCAAUAGUAAUAAACAAAAAUAUAGUUUUAAAAAUUGAGCUUGUCUUUUUUGUUGUUUAAUGUUUUUAAUGAAAGAGGUAGAAGGGCUAAAGUACAGCACUGUCAUAUGCAGUGCUGGAGAUGGAGCCAGGCACCUCAUAUGCACAAAGCAAGCUCUCUACCUGUUGAGCCACUUCCACACUGUAGAAAUAGGUUUCUUUUUUUUAUUUUUUUGUAAAUGUGCAAUUGUAGGUAUGCUUCUAAUUCUUCAAAAACCCCUUCUGUUUCAUUGGUUUAAUCCCCCCUGUUUAACACUGUGUUCUAUUUACAUAACCACUGUUAACUAAGCACCACCCUGCCCCCAGGGCAUUGGUUUAAUCCCCACUGGUUCAUGAUGUCUUUUUCCUCCGCCCCCUCUCCUAGUACACCCUGAUUUCCACCAGUCUUUUUUCGCUCCACCCUCUCUAUGUCACAUCCUGUUUCCACCCUACUUGGCAAGUAUAUGUAAGGACAGGAUUGUGAUUAGAGAUAGCUUAGAUUGUGCUGUGUUCCACAUGAAUAAAGAGAUACUGCUUCCCAG